Messenger RNA from Rosa chinensis, 848 nucleotides. RefSeq lists its product as uncharacterized. The transcript is spliced from 5 exons. The coding region runs from base 87 to 578 and encodes 163 amino acids. NCBI's taxonomy places the organism in Eukaryota, Viridiplantae, Streptophyta, Magnoliopsida, Rosales, Rosaceae. The record is from RefSeq and is a predicted model, not a curated record.
AAACAAUUGAGCUACGCUACCACGCGGUUUCAUUACUUACCACCUCCGUUUUCGAAUCUCUCGUUUUUCUCUCUCGGACGCAAAUAAUGGACGAGGUGAUCACAGCUGCUGAUGCUUCCAUCAAUGGAUCCAAGUCCUCUAUCAUUCCAUACAACCUCCCUCUCCUCUCCGCCUUCCUCUCUUGCGCUCUCGCCCAGUUCCUCAAGCUUUUCACCACCUGGUACAAAGAGAAAAGAUGGGACUCUAGAAGGAUGCUUAGCUCUGGAGGAAUGCCGUCGUCGCAUUCGUCCACUGUGACGGCACUUGCAGUUGCUAUUGGUUUCCAGGACGGAACCGGAGGGUCGACAUUUGCCAUUGCAGUGGUCUUGGCAUGUGUUGUCAUGUAUGAUGCUACUGGUGUAAGACUCCAUGCUGGUCGUCAAGCUGAAUUAUUAAAUCAGAUAGUGUGUGAGCUACCUCCAGAACACCCGGUUUCUAGUGUUAGACCUCUACGGGAUUCACUUGGUCAUACUCCAUUGCAGGUUCUUGCAGGUGCAGCGUUGGGAUGUAUAGUGGCAUACCUUAUGAGUUCGAGUUAGCAGUGGGUAAUUCCAGUGAUUAUUCUUUGAUGUCACAAGUGUAAGUUCAACAGGCUGUAGAGGUCAGUGCAAGCGUACAACAGGGGACUUCCCAAAGUCUGCUUUUCUGUCAAAUAGUGGAAAGGAUUGAGCAAAAAUGUAUGCCAAGUUUGUACUCACAAUUCAACUGUAGAAAAGUAGUGUUCUGAAAGCUUUUUAACAGUUUGAUUAUAUAUAUAAAGAUGCUCUUGAGCUCAAGCAAUACGAGUGCCAUACAUUCUAAGUUUCUAA